CUGGGACUAUCUUAACAAUCUUCAGUAAGACUAAGAUAUCAAAGAGCUAUGGCAUCCCUCGGGCAGAUAAUCUUUUGGUGCUUGAUGGUCAGUAUUUUUGUUACUGCUGGACUCCUCGUCUUCAUUUUGUCAGUGUCAUUUUCAGUUAAGGGUUCCCAGGUAUCCCAGGACAUUGUGGACAGCAGUGACAAAUGGCCCAUCGGGAACCUGGGAGAGGAUGUCAUUCUAAGCUGUAGAUUCAGGACUUCCACUAGCGACAUGGAAUUGACCAGUCGUGUCUCAAUCAUCUGGAAUAUGGAGGGGCGAAGUGAGGUGGUUUAUGAAUAUGAUAAAGGGACAGUCCAGCUGACAGGGCAGGACCCCCGGUUUAAAAAGAGAACACUGCUGUUCUCAGACGCCAUAGGUAGCGGUAAUGCCUCCCUGUUGCUGAGAAACGUGAACCUGAGAGACAGUGGGGUGUACCAAUGCAGUGUGACUGCCCCCAGAGGCUCAGGGACUGCCAUUGUUAACCUCAGAGUUGCAGCUUACUCCGCCCCAACGUUGGAGCUGAUGAACACCACCCUGACUGCAGUGGCUGCCAGAUGGUUCCCCAAACCAAAUGUCACCUGGUUGAAUGCCAAUGACACAGUCCUGAACAAAAGUAUCACUAGUUUCUUCAACGACUCCAUCGGGAUAAACAAACUAAUCAGCUCGCUGCAAGUCACACAGUUGGGAAAUUACACCUGCAUCAUCCAAAACCAGUUGGUGAAGGCUGUCUCCCUAGCAACCAUCACAGAUAAUGAGACAUCCUCCAGGACAUCCUUCUCUUUUGUUGCCGCUGUGGCACCACGUGUGCUACUUCCUGAAUGGCAUGUGAUUGGUGCUACCGCUAGUGUCUCUCUCUGGAUCUACCUGUGAACCUGAUGAACACGCAUGCAGUCCACAGAAAAUGCUCCCAACAUAGUUUCCAUUUUUACUCACAUUAUCGCGGUUUGCGUGAACUGGCAUGGAGACUCCUCACUAGCCUUGGGCUCCCUGGAGUCUGAUGUGUUGGAUUAAGAAGUGGCAACAAACUGUGUGUGUGUGUGUGUGUGUGUGAGAGAGAGAGAGCUCCAGGACAGUGUGUACCAAUGGGUCACCACAAAAAUUGUGAAACCAGACAAAUCUGUCUCUGGUUCACACUAGGAAAAAUGUGAUGUCCGGCAUCAAGUUUCAGUUUAGGGUCAAACUUAGGGUUUCAUUUUGAACCUUUAUUUAUACAGAUAAACAACUGAGAUCCAGGUAUCUUUCACUGUUGAGCUCUGUAAUACAGCAAUAAAAACACAUAUUCAAGGAAAAUAUCAAGUACACACGCUAGAUAAAUGAUCAUACUUGUGAGUAAAUAAUGAAUUUAUCUGACAUUUAAAUAACACUGGAAGUGUUCCAUGAGAGUGCGGUAUGGUAUUCAAAAGCAGUUUUACCCAGUUCAGAUUAAGCCCCUGGUAUCCCCAAGACUAGCCCGCCUUGAGUGUGUUUGAUUAUUGCUGUUUUUUCCAUACAUUUUCCAGGGUCAGGUGGUUAUAUAAAAACACUGACCAAUGCCUGACCCUUCUCGAGGUCAGAGAGACCCAGCCAACCGAAGUAUAUACGAGACAACAUUGUGUGAGAAAAGAACAAUCGGAGUAAGUUUCUUGCUCAAGGCAACGAUAACCGAUUGACCAUUCGACUGCCCACAUUUCUUUUUUAUGUGUUCACCAAGAAUAUAUUAAACUUGGAAUUAUUUACAAUGAAAAUGUGGGAAUUUGAGC
Molecule: messenger RNA, 1766 nt
Organism: Esox lucius (northern pike)
Lineage: Eukaryota; Metazoa; Chordata; Actinopteri; Esociformes; Esocidae
Gene: vtcn1
Product: V-set domain containing T cell activation inhibitor 1
Exons: 5
Coding region: 49-897 (282 amino acids)
Source: RefSeq, a predicted model, not a curated record